Molecule: messenger RNA, 1609 nt
Organism: Chara braunii
Lineage: Eukaryota; Viridiplantae; Streptophyta; Charophyceae; Charales; Characeae
Source: the annotation of a GenBank genome assembly
CCCUUUGGCCUUUGCAAUGCGCCGUGUACAUUCCAGCACGCCAUGAAUAGGAUCUUCCAUGACUACUUGGACAAGUUUGUUGUCGUGUACCUCGACGACAUUAUCUUCAGUAGAUCUGUCGAGGAGCAUGCUCAGCAUGAAGACAAGGUACUUUCACUCCUUCGACAACACAAGUAUAAGAUAAACGCAGAGAAAUGCGAGUUUGGUCGCACUCGAAUCUUGUACUUGGGUCAUGAAGUAUCCGCGGAUGGGAUUAGGCCCGAAGACGCUAAGGUGGCUAGCAUACGUGAUUGGCCACGACCCCAGUCAGUGACUGAGGUCAGAUCAUUCUUGGGAAUGUGUGGUUAUUACCACAAUUUCGUAAAGAAAUAUAGCACGAUCACAUCUCCCUUGACUGAUCCAACUCGACUCGACACACCAUGGGACUGGACCGACGAGUGUGAGGCAGCUUUCAAGCGUUUGAAGCAUGCUCUCACGCAUCAUGAGGUUCUCAUGGUACCCGACCCGCAAAGGUCAUUCGUUGUAACCACUGACGCAAGUCAAUAUGGGAUUGGCACAGUGCUGGCUCAGCAGGAAGGGAAGAAGUUGAGACCGAUCGAGUACAGGAGCAAAAAGAUGCCUUCAAAGAAGUUGGCUAAGUCCACCUACGAGAGGGAACUCUACGCUCUUUACAAGGCACUUGUCCACUGGAGGCACUACCUGUUAGGAAGGUUCUUCUACUUGAGAACUGACCAUCAGACACUCAAGUGGAUUAAGACUCAACCAGUUCUCUCAGAUGCACUCAAACGCUGGAUUGAAGUCAUAGAUCAAUAUGAUUUUAAACUAGAAUAUUUGAAGGGAGAGUACAACAAGGUUGAAGACGCGUUGUCUAGGAGGGCAGAUUACCUAGGUGCGCUGAUUUCUGAGUUUGGUCUAUCUGAAGAUGUAACUCGAUCUUUGGAGGAAGCCUACAAGGAAGAUCCCAUCACGAUGGACAUCAUCAACAAAUUACAGGCUAAAGACAAGGCCACCACUGGUGAGUUUGUGAUGGUGGAUGGAUUGCUCUUUCUUGAGAAGACAGGGUUCAAGAGGUUAGUUGUUCCAUCUAGGAAAACUUUGCGUAGUUUGUUUUUAGGUGAGUGCCACGACACAACAGGACAUUUCGGUUAUAAGAAGACUAGUGCUAAUAUAGUACAGCGAUUCUGGUGGCCUAACAUGCUUGACGAUGUGAAGAAGUACAUGGAGACCUGUCAGGUCUGUCAACGGGACAAGCCGCGAACUCAAUCUCCGCUUGGGUUACUCAAGCCUUUACCCAUUUCUGCUGGACCAGGGCAGAGUAUCUCCAUGGAUUUCAUGGAUACUCUUGUGACCAGCAAGAAUGGCAAGAGGCACAUCUUCGUCAUAGUGGAUAGGUUCACUAAGUACGCUGGACUAAUCGCCAUGCCAGAGACUGUCAGGAUUGAGCACGUCAUCAAGUUGUUCAUGGACAACUGGGUGCGUGAUUUUGGAUUGCCUACGACUAUCGUUAGUGAUAGAGAUGUUUGUUUCACUAGUGAGAUGUGGAAAUAGGCCGCUGAACAGAUGGGCAGCCAGCUUCAUAUGACUUCUGGGAAUCAUCCCAAAGCAAAUG